AUGGAGCAGCUCCCAAAGCCCAGCCCAAAGCAGAUGACGCCACCCACCCACAGUGAUUCCUUCUCCAGCAGGUUCCUGGGCCAGAUCCUUCAGCUCAGAUUGGUCAAGUACCCGCUGAAGCUCCUUCAGAAAGCGUCUGUCUGGAUUGGAUUAGUGACCCCUGUUGAGACCCUCAGGAGCAAGCUCUGCCCCCCAGACCAGUCCCCCACGUGGCCUGGAAAGCUCGUGCACCUUCUGCUCUCCGUGACUCCCACCAGGAUCCAGAACUUCCUGGGAUACCUCCUGGCAGAGUGGGACCAGAGCAACAUGUCCAAGGAGCUCCGGAAGGCUCUGAGCAACCCAGCCUGGAACGGGGAUGAUGAUGUGGCUCCAAAGCAGCAGCAGACCUGGCUGGUGUUUCUGGAGAUGGAUUUGCCAGAGGAUGACUCUGAUGACUUCACGUAUGAGCCCUCGGUGAUGGAGUCAGACAGUGACGAGUACCAGUCCCACAGUGACACCGACCUGGAGCUGGAGGAGCUGGGUGGGGUCACUGUGCAGGAGGCCUUGGCUGUCCAGGGCCCCAUGUCCCUGGAGCGGGAAGCAGAGGAUUCAACUGUGGCCAGUGGUGAUGACAGCGAGCAGGAGACUGACAUAUCCUGUGACGCAUCCUGUGACACCAGCACAUCUCAGGAUGGGGAAAACUAUGAAGCCUAACUUGUGCACCUGAACCUUCUGGGGCUGCAAAGUGCCUGAUUCCCUGGGACAGCCAUUGCCCUGAUGAAGAUGUCCAGUUAAAGGCCGUGUUCAUGUUGUUUGUUUCCUUCUUCUGAAGUUUGUAAU
Molecule: messenger RNA, 819 nt
Organism: Prinia subflava (tawny-flanked prinia)
Lineage: Eukaryota; Metazoa; Chordata; Aves; Passeriformes; Cisticolidae
Exons: 7
Coding region: 1-693 (230 amino acids)
Source: RefSeq, a predicted model, not a curated record